Molecule: messenger RNA, 951 nt
Organism: Nelumbo nucifera (sacred lotus)
Lineage: Eukaryota; Viridiplantae; Streptophyta; Magnoliopsida; Proteales; Nelumbonaceae
Biological process (GO): DNA integration
Molecular function (GO): nucleic acid binding
Source: RefSeq, a predicted model, not a curated record
AUGUCUCCUGUUGGCCUUUUGCAACCUUUACCCAUUCCUGAACAGAUAUGGGAGGAUAUUGCUAUGGACUUUAUUGAGACUCUUCCUAAGUCGAAGGGAUUUGAUACAAUUAUGGUGGUGGUCGAUCGUCUCUCCAAGUAUGCUCAUUUCAUCCCUCUCAGUCAUCCUUUCUCAGGUCUCACGGUUGCUCAAGCUUUCUUACACAACAUAGUUCAUUUACAUGGCAUCCCCCGAUCAAUUGUGUCUGAUCGUGAUAAAGUCUUUAUGAGUUUCUUUUGGCGCGAGCUUUUCACCUUGCAAGGUUCAGAAUUGCAUCGUAGUUCAGCUUACCAUCCUCAGAUGGUGGUUUAUGGGCGCGAUCCUCCUCCAUUAAUCCGCUAUGAGCUUGGCUUUACGGCUAAUGCUGAUGUUGAAGUUGUUCUCCUUCAUCGUGACGCUAUACUUGGGGAGUUGCGUGCUCAUCUACAUCGUGCACAACAAAAGAUGAAAGACUCGACUGAUGCAAACCAACGUAAUGUGAAUUUUGAUGUUGGGAAUUUGGUAAUUUGCGUUGUCGCUUAUAAAUUUCAACUUCCUCCAAAUGCACGGAUUCACCCAGUUUUUCAUGUCUCGCAACUCAAAAAGGCGAUUGGCAAUCAUAUCUCUUCUCCUGUGAUUCCUUCCACUCUGUCGGAUGAUAUGGAGAUGCUUGUGGAACUUGUGGCCGUUCAAGGGGUGCAUCCAUCCACUAUGCCUGGAGUUACUGGUUCGGAAGUGCUUAUUCAUUGGCCAGACCUACCUGAUUUUGAAGAUUCUUGGGAGCCUUUUGACUUACUUCGAAACCAAUUUCCUCAUUUUAACCUUGAGGACAAGGUUAGACUUUGGGUGGCGGGUAAUGAUAGGCCCCCAAUUAACCUUACGUAUGCCAGGAAGAGGAAAGGUCAACAAUCGGCUAAGGGGGGAAAUAAUUGA